UAAGUAUAUCCCCAAUGGUCAUGUGCAUCUGUCGCCAUGAAGAUAUUUCACUCAUUCAAGCUUUUGUUCUUCGUACUUUUCCUCUCCCAAAACAUCAUAAAAUCCUUUCAACAACUUCCUGAGGGUGAUGACCUCCAUAAGAAUUACUACCAAAUGGACCUCCCUCAAGUCACAGGACCUGAAAGCAUCGCCUUUGAUUGCAAAAAUCAAGGGCCUUAUGUUGGUGUCUCUGAUGGCAGAAUACUCAAAUGGCAAGGACCCAAUCUUGCUUGGAAGGAGUUUGCCAUACCUUCUUCAGACAGGGAUAGGAAGGUGUGCGAUGGGUCAACAAAUCCAGACCUUGAACCAACAUGUGGAAGGCCACUGGGUCUGAAAUUCAACAGUGCAACAUGCGAUCUCUACAUUGCGGAUGCUUACUUUGGUCUCCUAUUGGUCGGACCCAAUGGUGGGGUGGCUCAACAACUAGCUACUUCAGCUGAAGGAGUACCUUUCAAAUUUACAAAUGCUUUAGACAUCAAUACCAACACUGGAGUAGUUUAUUUUACAGAUAGUAGCAUUAUCUUCCAAAGAAGGCAUUAUUUUUUAUCACCAAUGAUGUUUGAUAGAAGCGGAAGAUUACUUAAAUAUGAUUCUCAAACCAAGGAAGUAACGGUAUUAUACAAGGGUUUAGCGUUUCCAAAUGGGGUGGCUUUGAGCAAAGACAAUUCAUUCCUUUUAGUUGCUGAAACAAAUAAAAUGAGAAUUUUGAAGUUCAACCUUGAUAGUACGACAGACAGCUAUAUUCCAGAACAGUUUGCGCAGUUGCCAAAAAUGCCAGAUAACAUCAAGAGAAAUGAUAAGGGAGAGUUUUGGGUAGCACUAAACAGUGGAAGAGGAAGGAUCCAAAAUGACGGCGACACCAAAUUGUCUGGUGAAACAACUAUCCCUUGGUUUACUCUAGACCCCGUCGGGGUCAAAUAUGACCAAGAGGGAAAGAUUAUGAAGCAGUUGGAUGGAGAUGGUGGAAUCUGGUUUGAAUCGGUUAGUGAAGUUGAAGAAUUAAAUGGAAAAUUGUACAUAGGUUCAGUAGUCAAGCCUUACGUUGGCGUCCUAUACACUUAAAUUUCAACUUCUGUAUGCCACUCCUUAGAGUUUUAGGUUGAGAGAAGAUACUUCUAUAUUAGUUAUAAUUAUUAUGUUUUAA
Messenger RNA from Theobroma umbraticum, 1183 nucleotides. RefSeq names its product protein STRICTOSIDINE SYNTHASE-LIKE 10-like. Lineage: Eukaryota; Viridiplantae; Streptophyta; Magnoliopsida; Malvales; Malvaceae. The record is from RefSeq and is a predicted model, not a curated record. Gene Ontology annotation, cellular component: endomembrane system. Gene Ontology annotation, molecular function: hydrolase activity.